AUGAAUGUUAACCUUUUUUUCGUAUUGGCGUGGAACGUCCUUGUCAUCUUUAAGAUCUCAACAGUUUCUAGUGCCUUGAAAAGAGCUCUAAAAGCUCAGAACGCCGAGAGCAGGUUUCUCAUCGAAAGAAUUGGUUUGAAAGCCGCUUAUUCCAUCAAACCGCCUCACAUUAAGUCAUCACCUCUGGAGAGAAGACGAAAGCAACACUCAAAAGAAAAAUCUCACUUUCAAACAUUAUCCGGUCAUGUGGGAGUAAAGAGGCAAUUUAAUACACAAAACAGUUUGAUUCCACGACCUUUUGAUGUAUCUUCAGUGAAAGCCUGUAAAACCCAAAUAGAUCUUGGAUUCCUCAUAGACGGCUCUGGAAGCAUAGAGAUGUACGGGAAAGGGAAUUUUCAAAGAUGUUUGGAUUUUGUGAAAUCUCUUACGAAAGCUUUUGUCGUUUCUCCCACGGACACAAGAGUUGGAGCAAUUGUAUUUUCGUCUCGAAGUGAACUUCAAUUUGACUUCAAACAAUAUAGCACGCAGCAAGAUUUAGAAGCUGCGAUAACUCGCAUAAAAUAUCCAGGUUACAGGACAAAAACUGGCGCCGCACUCACAAUGGCGGCAGACAAACUAUUUAAUGACGUUAGACAAGGCGUGCCACGCGUCCUUGUUGUCCUAACUGACGGCGCAUCCAACGACGACGUAGUUAAACCGUCCGAAGAACUUAGAAACGCAGGGGUGGUUAUAUUCUCUGUUGGCCUGGGGACACAUUUUAGAUUAGCACAACUAAAUGCGAUGGCAAGUGAGCCAAAAGCGGAACACGUGUUUACAGUUGAUUUCCCCCAAAUGGACACAAUAGUUACAGCAAUGCAGAAAACGUUGUGCAAAGCUGCUGUAAAGGCUGCCGCCGAGGGAACAAUAAGAGACUUGCAGAGGGAUUUCAUGAAGAGCCUUGCCAACCGACGAGGCGGUGGUUUUUCAAUGUCUCAGACCACUACUACAAGUGGAGGCAGCUCCUCCGGAGGAAUGUCUGCUGGAGGUGGUUCUGUUUCUGGUUCCGUUCAUGGAGGCUCUGCUAGUGCAUCAGGUGCAGCCGGAGGCGGCGCUGGGGGAGCUGCUGGUGCCUCGGGAGGAGGAGGAUGUGAUCUUGCCUUCAUGGUGGAUAUUUCAUCAAGUAUUGGUGGCGAUGCAAACUUUCAACUCGUCAUGAAAUUUGUCAUUAGCAUUUUUCACUCAUUCACUCUUGGCGGUGGAAUACGCUAUGGUCUAGUCACGUUUGGAAGCAGUGCUAAGGUGGUCUUUGGAUUUACCCAGUAUUCCUCAAUCUCAGAGAUAGACUCGGCAGUUGGCAGUGUGACAUUAAUGAGCGGUGGCUGUGCUGCAGGUGCUGCACUUUCUCAGUGCAAGUCAUCUCUCUUCGAGGGUGACGCCGGAGGGAAGGCACGUGUCCUGAUUGUUCUAAUUGCUGGAAGUUCUACUGAUGACGUUUCAAGCGCCGCUGGCUCAUUGAAAACAGCCGGAGUCAAAAUAAUUGCUGUUGGAAUGGGCAGCUCAUUUGUUCAGUCACAACUUACUUCCAUGGCAUUCUCUUCAUCCUAUGUCCUUACCGCCGCUUCGUAUGGAGGUUUAGCUGGCAUUACCGGAAGCAUUACCUCACUAAUAUCUCAAGCCGGCGGCAUUACCGCUAGUGGAGGUGCCGGAGGUGCCGGAGGUUCCUGUGAUCUGGCCUUCAUGUUGGAUGCCUCGGACAGCAUUCAAGGGGAAGCAAACUUCAAGUUGUGUAUUGAAUUCAUCUUGGUAAUAUUUCGUGCCUUUGGUAUGAGUGGCGGUAUACGCUUUGCUUUAGUCCUAUUUGGAAGUUCAGCUCAAGUUGCAUUUGAUUUCAGCAAAUAUUCUUCAAUCUCUGAAGUUGAAACGGCCCUUGGUCAGGUUAAACUCGUCGGAGGAUCUUGUGCCGCGGGAGCAGCGCUUUCCACAUGUCAAUCGUCUUUGUUUGCAACUGGGGCGAGUGUUUCUGCGCGCCUUCUUGUAGUAAUGAUGGCAGGAAAAUCAACAGACUCCGUCUCAAGCUCAUCUGGUGCACUGAAACAAAGUGGUAUUAAAAUCCUAUGUCUUGGAAUGGGAGGAAGCGUCGAUGCGGGUCAGAUGAAAGAAAUGGCUUCCUCCGCCGAGUAUUUUGUCUCAGUAGGAUCGUUUGCAGAACUCUCUGGGUUCUCGCAGCAGUUUAUCAGCUUAAUUGGAUCAGCUGGAGGAAUUUCAGCCAGCGGAGCAGCUGGAGGAGCCGCCGGUGCAGCUGGAGGCGCCGCCGGAGGAGCAGCUGGAGGAGCUGCCGGUGCAGCUGGAGGUGCCGCCGGAGGAGCAGCUGGAGGAGCAGCUGGAGGAGCAGCUGGAGGAGCAGCUGGAGGAGCAGCUGGAGGAGCAGCUGGAGGAGCAGCUGGAGGAGCAGCUGGAGGAGCCGCCGGUGGAACAGCUGGAGGAGCUGCCGGUGGAGCUGGAGGAGCCGCCGGAGGAUUAGCUGGAGGAUUAGCUGGAGGAGCAGCUGGAGGAGCAGCUGGAGGAGCCGCCGGAACAGUUGGAGGAGCCGCCGGUGCAGCUGGCGGUUUAAGUGCUGGAGGAGCAGCUGGAGGAGCAGCUGGAGGAGCAGCUGGGGGAACAGCUGGGGGAACAGCAGGAGCAGUCGAUCUGGCUUUCAUGCUUGAUGCCUCUAGCAGUGUAGGUGAUGAUGCAAAUUUCCAGCGGUGUCUAAGCUUUGUUAGAGCAAUCUACAGCGGCGUUACCAUUUCAUCAGCGGCAUUUCGCAUAGGAUUGGUCUUGUUUGGCGCGUCCGCCUCGGUGUCGUUUGACUUCAGCAAGUACAACUCAGCAUCUGAAAUUGACGCAGUUAUUAUAGGAAUGAAAAUGAUUGGUGGAGCGUGUGCUGCAGGUCAAGGUUUAAGUACAUGUCAAACUCAAUUAUUCGCCCAAUCACGUCAAAAUGCUAUCAAAGUCCUGUUGGUGAUGAUCGCUGGAAGAUCAACAGAUGACGUGUCAGGCGUAGCAGGAGCUUUGAAAAGUUCUGGGGUCAAGAUCUUCUGUCUCGGGAUAGGAAGUUCUAUUGAAAGAACUCAGCUGAUAUCAAUGGCUAACUCAGAAUCGUACAUUCAAGUAGCACCCGACUAUAGUCAGCUAGUAUCAUUGUCCAGUCAUUUUUUAUCACUGCUUGGUCAGGUAGCUGCCGCCGGAGGGAUGGCAGGUGGAGCUGGCGCUGCCGGAGCAGCAGGGGGAAUUUCAGGUGGGAUUGCUGGUGGAGCUGGAGGAAUGGGCGUUGGAGGAUCCAUUGGAGCAGGAGGAGUUGCAGGUGGAGUCGGUGGAAUGGGUGUUGGAGGCUCCACAGGGGCAGUCGGUGGUGCCAUGGGUGGAGGAGGAGGUGAUGCCAUGGCUGAGGUAAGAAAACCACGAAGAUCUGCAAUAUACUCUGUCGAAAACAACAUAUCGAUAUCCAAUGGAACAGAGAGACUAAUAUUUGACCGGGGAAAGGUGAAUGUCACCAAUGCAAACAACUCUCUCAAACAUCCAGACACGAGGAAACAUACGGUCCUUCGGAUAACAGUUGUAAAACACGGUCGAAACCAAAGUGGCGAAACACCCCAAGUUCUGUCUGUAACCAAUGAUUUUAAACAGGGAAAUAUGAGAGAGACUGGAGCUAAUGCCAGGAGCAAAUCUUUAGAUAUCAUGAAGGGAGCAAACGUUCCCAUUUCCUUUCAAGUCAGCGGUAGGGGAUCGGGCGAAAAGGACGUCUUACUUAACGACUUAUACGGCGGCAAGCAAAUUUCUUUUGAUGGGCGUUCUUCAAAUGAAAGCAGUGAACACGUACCACAACAAAAAGAGGCUUCUGAUUUAUCAGCUCAAAACCCGGAUAAGCAGGAAGGUAAAACAGAUUCGAAGGUGUUAUUGGAGGCGAAGUUGAAUCCGCUUAGAAUAGGUAUUCAGCUGGAUGGUGACAAAACUAGCAAAGAAGAGUCCACUAAUCAGCCUACUGAAAGCAUUUCUCUUCAAGAAGUUUUAAAGGAUAUUGACGAUACAUCACAAAAAGCGGAUCCUUCACUGGAUGAAAACAAGGGUAAAAAAGAGAACGCAGUUGUUAUAAGUUUAAAUAAUGAGAACGUAAAAGAUGACGAUUCGCAUGGCACGCAACAACAUGUGGUCAAGGAGGACGAAAACCUGGGUAAGUUACAUAUACAGGCAACGAGCAACAAAGAAAACAAAAAUGGAACAGAAGUAAAUACGGCGGGGGUUUCCAUAACAACGGAGAGCAAGGGGCUUCAAACGAAUGGCCUUAUGAAAGUUCUUUUGACCAAGUUACUUGGAAGCGACAUAAAAGAUGCAUUGAAAGAAAAGGAAUCAGAAGCGCUAAAGCCAACAGGUGGCCGAAGAAUUUCCUCUUCAUUAGAUAUGGCAUCCACAACUGCUGCUGGUACUUCUGUAGAAUCUCCUCCUGGAACAAUGAAAGGUGUGGACACAGCCGAAAUGAACAACAACGCAGGAGCAGUCAACAGUAUUGAGCCACCUUCAAUGCACCAGACUGGUCCUCAGUGCCUCGGAGGAGAGCCUGAACCGGACCUGUUGCCUACUACUGGAACAAGAAUUCCAGGAAAUCUUCGUCUACCAGGCGGGAGGGACUGCUCUCAGGGAAUGGAAAGUUUACCCUCUUCAAACGUAGCGUCGAGUUCACCGACAGGCAUGGUAAUUGAGUCUGCACCAGGAACACAGCAAGCAGUCGGAAACGGAAUGCCCCCUCCCGCCCAGGUGGUGCCAAAUCCGCCUCCCCUUGUUCCCUCUAACCAAAGAUUUGGCUCCACAACGCCAGCUGGGGUUGGUGUUGAAUCACCGCCUGGUACCAUUCAUGCGGUUGGUACCAGUAUUCCUGCAGAGGGCAUCAGUGAAUUAGGUGAUAAUGGAGCGUCAACAGGAGUUACUGGCGGGGUAGGGGGAAACAUUGGAGGUGGCAUCGGAGGCGCGGGGGGUAUGGUAGGAGCAGGCGGAACAAAUAUUGGAGUCGGAGGGGGAAAUAUAGGGGGUGGACUUGGUGUUGGAGCUGGAGGUAUGACUGGAGGAGGUGGCGGUGUUGGAGCUGGUGGAAUGGGUGGAGGCGGCGCUGUUGGAGCUGGUGGGAUGGCUGGAGGCGGUGGGAUGACAGGUGGAGGCAUGGUCGGGGGUGGCGGGAUGGUGGGUGGUGGCACGGUUGGAGGCGGCGGAAUGGCGGGUGGAGGCAUGCUCGGAGGCGGUGGGAUGACGGGUGGUGGUAUGGCUGGAGCCGGUGGGAUGACGGGUGGUGGCGGAAUGGUAGGAGGUGGUGCUGGCGGAAACGUGGGAGGGGUAGGAGGGGGUAUGGGAGGAAGUAUCGGAGGUGUGACUGGUGCUGGCGGGAACAUAGGUGGAGGGGUUGGGGUUGGAGUAGGAGGUGUUGGUGGAGGCAUGGGAGGAGGGGCGGGAGGGGGUAUCGGUGGAAUAGGUGGGGGUAUCGGUGGUAUUGGGACUGGCGGUGGAGUAGGUAUCGGGGGAGGCAUCGGUGGAGCUAAUAUGGGUGGAGCUGGAGCAGGAAUCGUAUUGGAUUUGGCGUUCUUGGUCGAUGGGUCUUCAGCUGUUGGAAACGAACAAAACUUCCAGCAGUUACUCAACUUCGUUAGCGCCGUGUCGCAUUCGUUCUCCAUCCAUCACGACAUGACUCGCGUCGGAGUUGUUGUUUUUUCUCUUGAGGCUUUUGUCAUCUUUAACUUUCACACAUACUUUGAUAUACAAAACAUCGAUCAAGCAUUGUCUUCUGUGCAAUAUCCUGGAACAGAUGGUCCAGGAACAUACAUAGGACGGGGUUUGCUCGUUGCAAAGCACUACCUCUUCAGUGCCUCAGGAAGAGGACAUGUGCCGAGAGCCAUUGUUCUUCUUGCUGCCGGAAGAUCUAUUGAUGAUGUUAUCACACCGUCUAUGGAUAUCAGGUCGAAUGGAGUGGAAAUGUUUUGCGUGGGUAUCGGCAACCUUUACAGUAAACUACAACUUCACGCAAUGGCAAGUUUUCCACACAGUGAACACAUUUUCAGGGGUGAUUACUCACAAAUGGGGCGAACUGCACAACAAGUAGUCACCAAAAUAUUAAAAGGCAUUUCUGUUCACUUCUGUCGACCCUGCUUUGACGGGCAUCAGGAACUGUGUGAUUACUGUCCAAGUGAAUUUCAAGAUGACGAUGAAGUGGAAGAGGGCUUCAAGCGUCACCAUCAUCAUCAUCAUAGGCAUGAUAAAGUCCACGUUCAACCGUUUGAUGGUGAGCGGAGACAUUCCAAGAGAAAACGACCCACUGCCAAAAUUAGUGGAGAUUAUGAAGUCAAGCAACUAGCUAUGGGCCGACAAAGACAUGAAGAGCAAAGCUAUAACGCUGACUCAUUUAGCAACACCAAUGAUGCCGUACACCCCACGACAAAUCCUGACACAGAUUAUUAUGGUGAAUACAAAUUUGAUGACGGAAAAAUGACCGUGGAAGACAAUGACUGCAAGGACUACUCAGAUGACUGCAACGACUAUGCAUCACGUGGUUUUUGCAGUGAGUAUGCUCCGACAGCCAGCAUAGGAACCAUAAACAUGAUGUGUAAGAGAGCAUGUGGUACAUGCUCAUCCAAUACAAUGCCCAAAGAAAAACAGGAUACGUACGAGCUUAGCGAAAGAGAUCCUUUUUAUAAGAAAGAAGAAAUUGAAAACGCCAAGGAUCAAAAACCGAACCACCUGAAGCACCGUUUAAAUAAACUGUAA
This is a messenger RNA of Pocillopora verrucosa, 6762 nucleotides long. The record is from RefSeq and is a predicted model, not a curated record. NCBI's taxonomy places the organism in Eukaryota, Metazoa, Cnidaria, Anthozoa, Scleractinia, Pocilloporidae.